AUGAGAGGUGAGACAGAUGGGAUGGAUACUCAUUUUAUCGAGGAAAAUAAAUCCCAAUUGUGGGGCUGGUAGUACUAGAUCUCUGACGUUGUGAGUAAUGAUGGAGAAGGUACUUGAUAUCUCCAUCUCGAGAGACCUUCUUCACUCGGUAAGAGGCUUCUUCAUCCGUGUGGUUACUGUUUCCGGCGUUGUUUUGCUUUGCUUCGAGCUGUGCAUCCAGAAGCGCCAGCCAUUUCGUUCCAGCAAGAAGCACAUCUCAUCUCAUCUCAUCAUCCGAACGUGCCCCCUUCCAUGGUAUAUGGGGGGAGGGGUAGCUGCCUCGAGAAACCACAGAAGUAUAUUCGCGGCGUCAAUAAACAUGCUCCACAUUACCCGAACCACAAGCCCCUUACUACUGCGCCGUCUCCGGGUUUCCUGUUCCUGCUGAGGAGGUCCUGUCUAGGAAGAACAACAGAGGUAGAUUCUGAACGGGGCAGUUAGCGAUCCC
Messenger RNA from Hyaloscypha bicolor E, 487 nucleotides. RefSeq lists its product as uncharacterized. Lineage: Eukaryota; Fungi; Ascomycota; Leotiomycetes; Helotiales; Hyaloscyphaceae. The transcript has a single exon. The record is from RefSeq and is a predicted model, not a curated record. The coding region runs from base 98 to 427 and encodes 109 amino acids.